This is a messenger RNA of Linum trigynum, 4468 nucleotides long. The record is from the annotation of a GenBank genome assembly. NCBI's taxonomy places the organism in Eukaryota, Viridiplantae, Streptophyta, Magnoliopsida, Malpighiales, Linaceae.
UACAUUAAAGCACCAAUGCUAUAUAGCAUAGUAGAAGUGCUCGUAGCAAUAUAUGUUGCUUACACGUGGGGAGUUGGUGGUUCAUGGGCUUGGCAGCAAGUUUCACAAGAUGUAAACCACUAACUUGAACUCUUGUGUAUAGAACUGGUCAUGCGUCGACAAGGAAGAGGGGUCUUAACAUGAAGGAUAUCGAGUUACCAUGAGAAUCGACAACGGAUAGUAAGGUGAGUGUGAAGGGGGUAAAUUCUACGCCUUACGUAUUCUUUUAAGUAUAUGAUUUUAAGUUUUUUUUUUUUAGCGAAUUGGUUAUCGUUGCUUGGUUAUGUGUAUGAUUGAUUAUUUGUGUUUUGCUUGAGUUAUGGUUUGAGAUGAUUUUGUGCUAUUUGAGGUGAUUUUGUUUGAGCUAUGCUUGAAGUGAAUGUUUAUAAGUUACUUUGAAAUUUGUACGAGUAUAAGUAAUUAUUAAAGAGUAAGAAACAAGUUCUUUUAAAGAAGUAACUCACCUUCAAGAAGGUGAAGUCGUUUUAAGUGUUUUUAGUCACUAGCGCCAGUCCGUUGCCAUUUGAGAUUUUCAGAUAGAGCAGCAGUUAUGCUCUUGAGAUCUUUGAGACACAGCAGCAGUUAUGCUCUUGAGACUUUUAAGAUGGGCAGCAUUUAUGCCCUUGAGAUUCGUGGUGAAGAGCCACCACGAUAAGUUUAAGAUGUUAGGGGGAUGAAUCGUUACGACUUCCCUAACUAAGUUUAAGUUUAAGGAAAGCCUGGAUGGCUUCUCAUACGUAUGAGUUGGCAACCGGACUAGCUAGUGAGGGAUCCCCGUGUUAGUCAAGUAUUUAAGUCAAGAUUUGAGCUUUAAGAGAGAAGAGUAACUUCAACUCCCUCAAAGUUUAAGAGUUAAGAUUUUAAGAAUGGAAGUACAAACAACUUCCCUCAGUUUGAGUUUAAGUGUUUGAGAAGAAGUGCAAAAUUAUUAGAAAGUUUAAAACGUAAGGGCGUAGACUGACCCCAACUCACUCACCAGGCCUUAGUAAGGGAAUGAGCGAGCACCAGAUCGGUAGCAGCUUGCUAGAGGAGCAGUUAGAGAGCAGCGAGUUCGAGAGGAAAAGUCCGAGAGCAGCCAGUUGGAGGAGAGCAGUAUAAGCGUCACGGAGGAUGCUUAGUCAAGGUUUUCAGUAGCAACAGCUUCAGAGUUUAUUAGUUAAUUACUUUUCUGAUUAUGAGUACAGACUGGAGAUUAUUUUGAGAUCAAGUUGAGUUUUUAAAGGUUGAGUUUAAAUUGCCCACAUGUUAGGGCUUUGCUUUGAACUACAAGUGUGUGUUUUCAGUAUUUUACUUAUUAAAAUUUUUCCCAGUUGCAAUUUAAGAUUUGAGUAUUUUAUUUAUCAAGGGCAUUUUAGUAAAAGUAGUACCCGGCCGGGUUAUGGUGUUUCAGGAGGAUUGUAUGAGUACUCUUACUUGAUAAUCUUGAGUUCAUAUUCAAUCUAUGCACGUUUUCAUGAUUCAAUUCUGCUUUAGUUGAGAUUAUUGAUUCUGCUUUGAUCCUAUGAGAGCGAAUACCUGAUUAGGUCAAUAGAGCACCAUAGAUUGAUAGUAUUGGAUCGAUUGCUUUAGUCGAGUGUCGAUUCACUGCUUUGUAUCGAUUGAGAACCUCAUUUGAUAGAGGGAGUCUACUUCAGAACGCCUUGAUCGGUUGUUCUAGAGAAGGAUACGUCCCUCUAGCCAAUCGACUCAAGAGGGCCUUGAUCCUUUUGUCGAUAUUCAAGGUCUAGUCAAGGAUUCUCCGCAUUGUGAAUGAAAGUGAAACAAGUUAGAAAUCAUCAAUCAUCAAUCUGGCUAGUGGCUAGGGGGAAACAUACCUAAGUGAGUUCCCAACCUGUAAUUAGAUUAACUUUAACUGUAGUUUGUUAGAGUAGUUUUAGUUCUUCAAUCUUAAUCUGGUUUGCUAGAUAAUGAACUAAAGCUGAGUAAUAGUAGCUCUAGAGACCCGUGGAUUCGAUAUUUAUUACUUGAGCCACUAUAUUGCAGUCCCUUUCAUUGGUUACACUUGGCCUUUGUUAGGAGUUGUGUCAUAGCGAGUCAAGUUUUUGGCGCCGUUGCUGGGGAACUUUCUAGAGUAUUAGGAAAGAAAGAAGUUUGUUACUUUAGCGUUUUUCUUUUCUUUUCCAACCUUGCUUUUCACUUGGGUGUUUUUGUUUUUGUUGGUGCAGAUCUGAAUCAUGGAUCCUCAUGGCUUCUCCAACCAUUGGGGGUAUCCACCACCAUCCGAGUGGUAUUACCCCGAGACUCCCUGGAGCAAUCAAGGAGGAGAAGACUAUGGAUUCGGGUUCCAGUACCAACCCCCUUACUACGGAGAACAAUCAGACCCCUGGGCAUAUCAAGAACAACCUCAUUACCAAGAAGACUUUCUCCCACAACCAGAAGGGCCAUCGGAGCCGGAGUUACCCAUGGCGGCCUUUACGGGCCAUUCUGCAGAGCCAUGCUACACUCCACAGCCAGAUCCAAACUAUGAAUUGAGGCUUCUCAUGGAGCAGUUUUCUCGAGAUAGUGAGAGAUCAUGGUCCAGGAUGGAUCUUUGUACCCAGACAUAUCAUAAAACAGAGGAGAUCCUCCUGAGCAUUAAGAAGAGCGUCGAUGAUCUUGAGCGAUCUUAUGCACAACCUGUUCCAGAUCACCCUUCUACUACCAUACCAGAAGAGGAGGAGGAAGAAGAAGGCUACAAGGACAUUGUGGAGCACACUAAAGUUGUCACGGAGAGCUCCCGUGAUGAUCAUGAUCAGGAAUGUCCUGUCGUAGCCGACCACACCUUCCCACAUCCCAAACUAAGAUUUGAAGAUGCGGGCAUGAGUGAGGAGAUGCAAGAAGAUCUCAUGAAGGAAAUUGCUUGGAAACUUGCUCUCCAGUCCGUGCUAGAAGAAGAAGAGCAAGAAAGGGUGCAUGAAGAAGUUGUGGAGGGUGAUGAAAGUGAAGCAGAAAGAGUUCUUGAUCAUUUCCUAGGGGUGAUACCACAUGAAGAAGAAAGGGAGGUUGAAGAAGCAAUUGGCGUCCAGGCCGAGGACGAAGUUGAGGUGGAAGAGGCUUGCACCGGCCAUGAGUUACAUGUGAUAUCCCCACCAAACUUCGAGGAAUUUCUUAGCAAGGACCCGUUUGCAGUGUCUCUUUGCUAGACCAAGGCCACAUCGAUAUCGGUCCCUCUUGGUGGACGCGAUGGUGGUCAAUUGAUGUUGUGAUAUCUAGUUUGGGGCAAUGAGACGAGAGAAGAGAAGAAGAGGUCUCGAGGGUGGAGACUUCAUCUGCAUCAAGUGCACGAGCUUCCAUCACAUGUCAUACCACAUACUCGUGACUUGAGACUCCACCUCAUAGAUGAGAACCUCAACUUCAAAGAGGUUUUGGGGUGGACCGAAACUUAGGAGCCAUCGUCCGGCUCACGACGUGAAAGAAGCGCUUGUUGGGAGGCAACCCAACCAGUCAGUUUGCAUUUCGUUAUCUAUUUCCCCUCGGUUGAGUCAGUUUUGUCCUUUGAUUCUAGAGUCAAUAACUCAACCUUUGUGAGAUUUUGUGUGGUGUUUGUGUUCCGACUACUCUCUCCUCCUGGAAUACACUGCCGGCCCCGUCCACCAUCAUUCACCCUUGAUCUAGUAACUUCGUUCUACCCUCCUUAUCUUUCCUCCAUUGAAGACAAUGUCGUGCUUAAGUGUGGGGGGAUGUUCGAUUAUGUAUGCGGGUGAAUGUUUGGCUGUUUGUGUGCUUGGAGCCUAGUCCACUGUCCAAAUUUUUGAAUUUGAUGGCUCCAAGUACGUGUUUCCUUGCAAAUUGCCUGCUCAGUAUGCUUUGAGUUGACAGUCUCUAUAGUAAUUGCAACCUAGGGAGGUAGUGUAUCACUAUGGAGGAUGUUGAAGUAUAAGAUUUUUCCUAUCUAGCUCUCUGAUGUGCCAGUUGAUUUUGUGAAUUAGUGGAGCUAAGACUGUUGAAUUCAUGUGGUAAUGGUGACUCUAUUUGGAUUGUGUUAUGGACUCGUGUAUCGAACAUGGUGCUCAUGUGGAAAAUGAAAAGCAGUUGUUCCUCCAUGUCGAAAUCAUCAAAAUCUUAAACAUGGGGUAAGCCCAAUGUGUGUGGCACCAUUCAUUGCACAAAAUCAGGUUUUGGAGGAGAUUUUAGUGAUCCUUAGUGGGGUACUCCUACAAGGUGAAGCCAAGCUGUCUCUAGUACAAGUAAAACUUCCACCCGUUGAACGGUUUGCCUACCUGAGGAUAUGUUUUUAAGGGCACGGAUAGAGCUUCCGACCCCCCUUAAUUUCAUUGACCCUCCACACGAGUUGAGGAAAAGGAGUUAAAAGAAGUACUCUGGCGAGCGCCAGAUGUACAGAAAUUGCUCUUGCUCGACUAAUAAGGGUCGGCCGGGCAAAAGACUGCAGUUGGAACCCCCGCCAAGUGAAUGAAAAGAAAAGAAAAAAAAGUAAAAUGGAAGUGAGAAA